AUCAAUAUUUUAAAAACCAUAGUUUUUUUCGUUAUAAAUUAUCUACAAGCGUUACAGGCUUUAAUUUUCAUUUCUUUAGCAUAAAUAUGAAUAUUAAUGCAAGUUUGGAUGAUCCUCAAGACCCCCAAAGUAUAAAUUAUAUUUUAGUGAAAUUACUGAAAAAAUGUACUGUAUUUUUAUCGGCCAAUGAUGAAAUUGAACUAAAACAAAAAAUAAGUGAUUUGAACGGAUUGUAUGCAAUGUGGAUUAAUGAUACUAAUGAAGAUUAUUCGGACGACGUGUACGCGUCCGUGGCGGAGAUGUUCGCGUCCAACGUGUACCGGCCGUUGCCGCCAUCGGCGUACGCGGCGGCCGACGACGACGAGUGCGGCGUGGACGCCGCCGACGGCUACGGAUUCGGCGGCGGCGGCGGCGGCGGCGGGGGACAGGACGCGGCCGCGGCCGCGGCGAUCGAGUUCCAGCAGACGGCCAUGGCGUACCAGGCGUUCCGGGCGUUCGUCGACCGGUUGGCGUUCGACGGCCGGGCGGCCGGCCCGCACCUGGGACGGCGGUUCGCGGGCGGCCUGGCGCACCGGCUGAACGCGGCCGACCCGAACGAGCGGCUGACGGCCCGCGACACGAUGAUCCGCCUCCGGGAAACGUGCCCGUCGGCCGGGGCCGGCGUGAUGGACGCGGCCGUCGACGAGCUGGCCGACUUCGCGUACGGGUACGCGCCCCGGCACAACGGCGUCGACGAGCUGCUCGACUUUAUCACCGACACGGUCGUCUACGCGGAAGUCGAACGUUCGGCCGUCAAAAAGCUAUCUAGAGUGUUGUUACGUUUACUCAAACAUCCAAAUUUGUUUUCAUUCAAGCCUAAGGUAAUAGAAUGUAUAAGAGCUUUAGAUAGUAAACACGAAGAGUUGAUUCCUGCAGUGUUAGUAUUCAUCAUGGACAUCUGGAAAAAUCAUAAUGCAAAAACUAUUGUUUUGUUGCGCACAAUGGUCGAGUUAUACGACUGGUGCAACAAGGAACAUUGGAUUCAUUUGCAGUUGUCGGUUGUUGGUCACUUAUCCAAAUUUUUCAGUGACUACGAUUUCCAAUUGGGAGAAUCUAUGAAUUUUUGGAUUCGAAUUCUGCACGAAAACCUUAAAUAUUGGCAAGGCAGGACUGAUGAUAUCAGAGUCGUCGCGAACGCAUUGAAAAAAGUAAAACGAACUCAUUGGAACUCGGACUGUGUAAAAAUGGCAAAUAACUUGCUAAACAUAAUGGUAUUGAAAAAUGUGAUAAAAGACAAUUCUGAGGAAGAUCCGGAAGAGAUGUUCCAGGAAGGAAAGUCUAAAGUGAUAAAUUAUUGUGACUACAUAUCUCGGAAAAUACUGAAACCACUGAUAAAUCCUUCGAAAUCAACUGUUUAGCCAAACUUCAAGGUCGAUACAUGGAGAAGAAGCUUAAACAAAAGAUUGUGCAAUAAAGAAUGUAUAGAACGUGAUGAAAAAUAAAAUUUAAAUCUGAACUUUUAAAAAGUUCUUUUAAUUAAAACGAAAA
Messenger RNA from Aphis gossypii (cotton aphid), 1527 nucleotides. RefSeq lists its product as uncharacterized. The record is from RefSeq and is a predicted model, not a curated record. Gene Ontology annotation, biological process: signal transduction. Gene Ontology annotation, cellular component: protein phosphatase type 2A complex. Gene Ontology annotation, molecular function: protein phosphatase regulator activity. Lineage: Eukaryota; Metazoa; Arthropoda; Insecta; Hemiptera; Aphididae.